AUACCCAAAACCACUAAUUGAAAUUAUUGAAAGUGUGGAUUGCUAUAAAGAGCCGGCCAUAUUGUUCAAGUUCACUAAAAUAAAAUAUAACAAGAUGGAGGACCAUAGAGAAAUGAGAAAUGGUGAGUAUGAAGAUCUGUUACCUGUCAUGGCAGAGAAGCUGGACGUGGAGACUUUCGUGUCUGAGUUAUGUGGUGGAUUCAAGUUACUGGCAGACCCAACAAGCGGACUGAUCACAGCGGAGAGUUUGAAGAAGAAUUCAGCACUUCUUGGAAUGGAACACAUGAGCAAAGAAGAUUCAGAGGCAAUGGUUAAAGAAGGAGAUCUUGACGGAGAUGGAUCGCUCAAUGAAACAGAGUUUUGUAUUUUGAUGGUUAGGCUGAGCCCCGGCAUGAUGCAAGAUGCUGAGGCAUGGCUUGACAAGGCUCUUGAACAUGAGCUGAGAACCUCCUCUGAUCCUCAUCUGAAUUAGAUUGGUAAUAUUAAUAUGUAUAAAAUAUUUAUGAUUUGUAAUGCCUGGACAUGUUUGUUUAUCAAUAACAAAGUAUUGAUGUUCAAACUUCAAA
Daucus carota subsp. sativus is the source of this 566-nucleotide messenger RNA. RefSeq names its product calcium-binding protein KIC. The transcript has a single exon. NCBI's taxonomy places the organism in Eukaryota, Viridiplantae, Streptophyta, Magnoliopsida, Apiales, Apiaceae. The record is from RefSeq and is a predicted model, not a curated record. The coding region runs from base 95 to 472 and encodes 125 amino acids. Gene Ontology annotation, molecular function: calcium ion binding.